Messenger RNA from Telopea speciosissima, 1382 nucleotides. Its product is annotated as ALA-interacting subunit 1-like. Lineage: Eukaryota; Viridiplantae; Streptophyta; Magnoliopsida; Proteales; Proteaceae. The record is from RefSeq and is a predicted model, not a curated record. The transcript is spliced from 8 exons. Gene Ontology annotation, cellular component: endoplasmic reticulum; plasma membrane; Golgi apparatus. The coding region runs from base 116 to 1171 and encodes 351 amino acids.
CCAUCUCCAGUUGAUUACCUGUAUUAUUAGUUCUUCUUCUGAUCUGAAGGUCUCUGAAAAGUAUAUCUGUUACUUCUGGUGCUUGGCUCUUUAAAUUUUUAUAUAUAUCCUUUCGAUGAGUGGGAACGUUACAUCCGGAUCCGGAGGAGCUGGAUCGGCUGACGCUUCAGCACUCAGAAGGAACUCAAAGCGACCCAAGUAUUCAAAAUUUACUCAACAAGAGCUUCCAGCUUGCAAGCCGAUACUCACUCCAAAAUGGGUGAUCUCAGCAUUCACAAUUGUCAGCAUAAUCUUCAUCCCCAUUGGAGUUGCUGCUCUCCUUGCUUCCCAGGAUGUUGUUGAAAUUAUCGAUCAGUAUGAAACAGAUUGCUUACCGCCAACCUCCAGAGUCAACCAGGAUGAACAGCUCAAGUUUAUAAAGAGCGAUAUAAAUAAAACCUGCACUAGAACACUAACAGUGCCAAAGAAUAUGAAGCAGCCUAUUUAUGUAUACUAUCAACUUGAUAACUUCUACCAGAAUCAUCGAAGGUACGUCAAGAGCCGAAAUGACGCACAGCUAAUGAACCAUAAGAAUGCAAAUGAAACAAGCGGCUGUGACCCUGAAGCCAGUGAAAAUGGUUCUCCCAUUGUGCCCUGUGGUCUUAUUGCUUGGAGUUUGUUCAAUGACACUUACGACUUCUUUCUCAAAAACCAGCAACUACUGGUAAAAAAAACGGGCAUUUCCUGGAAGAGCGAUAGGGAACACAAGUUUGGUAAAGAUGUUUACCCCAAAAAUUUCCAGAAUGGAACCGUAAGAGGCGGUAAAUCCCUUGACUCCAAUAAAUCAUUGAGUGAGCAGGAGGACCUUAUUGUCUGGAUGAGAACUGCAGCUCUCCCAACUUUUAGGAAGUUAUAUGGGAAGAUAGAGGUGGAUCUCCAGGCAAAUGACACUAUACAAGUGACACUGCAGAACAACUACAACACAUACAGUUUUAGUGGAAAGAAGAAGCUUGUACUUUCCACCACUAGCUGGCUUGGAGGAAAGAAUGACUUUCUUGGCAUUGCAUAUCUCACAAUUGGAGGGUUGUGCUUCUUUCUAGCCAUGGUCUUCACUGUCGUAUACAUCGUUAAGCCAAGGCGACUUGGAGACCCCUCGUAUUUGUCAUGGAACAGAAAUCCUGCAGGACGCUAAGGGACUUAAUCAGAUGGGUCAUCCAGUUCCGUAUGUGGGUUAAUUUGCUAUUUUGUGUACUGAGAAAUCUAAAUGGCUUUAUCUGUAAAGUGUGGGUUACUAAUAUUCAAUCAUUCCAGUAAUUGGGAGUUUGAAUUUUGCAAUAGAGACAUGCAUACACUGCUUGUAUAAUUUCAGGAAGAACUUUUUUGAUAUUGUCAUUCUUUACAAA